Ficedula albicollis (Collared flycatcher) is the source of this 664-nucleotide messenger RNA. Its product is annotated as valine--tRNA ligase, mitochondrial-like. Gene Ontology annotation, molecular function: ATP binding; valine-tRNA ligase activity; aminoacyl-tRNA deacylase activity. Lineage: Eukaryota; Metazoa; Chordata; Aves; Passeriformes; Muscicapidae. The transcript is spliced from 9 exons. Gene Ontology annotation, biological process: valyl-tRNA aminoacylation. The record is from RefSeq and is a predicted model, not a curated record. The annotation marks the transcript as partial. Gene Ontology annotation, cellular component: cytosol.
CACGGGUGAGGUCACACAGGUGACACGGAUGACGUCACGCCUGUCGCUCACCUGCGCAGGUGCGGUGAAGGUCACACCUGGGCACAGCCCCCAGGACCUGGCCCUGGCCCGCGCCCACGCGCUGCCGCUGCUCUCGGUCAUCGGCGACGACGGCGCCCUGUGUCCCCCCGGGGGGGGGUGGCUGCAGGGUGUCCCCAGGUUCCAGGCCCGUCCCCGUGUCGUGGCCGCUCUGGCUCAGCUCGGCCUCCUCCGGGGUGUCCAGGACCACGCCAUGACCCUGCCGCUCUGCAGCCGCUCCGGUGACGUCGUCGAGUUCCUGCUGAAGCGUCAGUGGUUCCUGAGCUGUGGGGAGAUGGCCAAGGAGGCGCUGCAGGCGGUGACGUCGGGGCGGCUCCGCCUGGUUCCCAAAUUCCACGAGAAGAACUGGAAAACCUGGAUGGAGAACGUGGGGGAUUGGUGCCUCUCCCGCCAGCUCUGGUGGGGACACCAGGUACCUGCCUACCAGGUGUGUGCCCAGGAGAGUGACCAGGAUGCCCAGGUGAGUCCUCAAAGUGCCCAGGUGUGCCCCCAGGUGUGCUCAGGUGUGUCCCCAGACCCCGACGUUUUGGACACCUGGUUCUCCUCCGCCCUUUUCCCCUUCGCUGCCCUGGGCUGGCCCCAGCAG